AUUAAUUCCAAAUUACAAACAUUGUCAUUUUGAAAAAAAAUCAAAACAUGGAUCUCGAUGAAGAAUUUGACAACUGUGAUGAAUUAUUUGAUUUUAGUGAUACUGAAAUGUGUGCUGAACAAACGGAUGAUAAAGAAUACAAUGAUCUGUCGGACAACACUGCUGGAGUAGUUGAAGAAGGAUUAGAUUUGAUAGAAAGCUUGAAUACAUUAAAAAUUGACAAAUCGGAUUGUUCAUUUACUUCCGUUAUUAAAUACGGCGAUUCUGUUGAAGGAAUGAAAAGAUCAGACAACACUACUGACAUUAAUGAGAAUUCUGAUGAUAAUAUUUUCCAUCCAUCGAUCUCAAUACCACUAUACUCAUUGAUUAUUAAUAAUUUCACCAUCAAAACGGAAGAUACUUGUUCUAUCGCAAUUAAUCCUGUAACUCAAGCAAUUUGUUUCAUAUCUAAUAACGAAGAAAAUAAGUUUCGCCUUGAUAUUCACGUAAAUGGUAUUACGAAAUACGAAAGAUUUGGUAGAUUAAUUGAAAUGCAACUACGACAUAACAUUAGAAAAUGGAUUAUCCCGGUAUAAUGUGUAUAUAUCCUAUAACUUGUAUAAUUAAAAAUUAAAAAUUAUUAUUUAUUAAAACAUAGGUAAGAAGAAUUAUUGACAAGGAUAAUAUUGAAAUUUCUAUGGAUCCAACGAAUGGGGAGAUCUAUAAUUCUAACAUGAUUUUAGCAACAGUUUCUGUUCAUGAAAAUUUUUGCAAUUUAGAAGCAAUGGACGCUGUAUAUGAG
Molecule: messenger RNA, 781 nt
Organism: Rhizophagus irregularis DAOM 181602=DAOM 197198
Lineage: Eukaryota; Fungi; Glomeromycota; Glomeromycetes; Glomerales; Glomeraceae
Source: RefSeq, a predicted model, not a curated record